AUGGGAAAAGGCAAAAUCCAAAGACGUAAAGGGAAAAAGGCCAGCCCUAAGAAUAUGCCAGGAGUCUCACUAAAGAAUCACCUAAUGGCAAGGAGUUUCAAUGCUGCUGCAACUAGACAAACCAUGAAGGUACAAGGAAAAUACGGCAGACUCGUGAACGAGCGGACAGACAUCAAUGUAAGUGGUUUCGAAACCGCAGUAAAUUCUCUCCUGAAAUUGACCUUUAUCCAGUCUCAGGCUUGGGCCAACUCUAUUCGUCCACAGAAAACAGAAUGUUUGCUCAUGGAUCUGCCACCUGAACUUGCGGCAGACGCCCCGUGA
Molecule: messenger RNA, 321 nt
Organism: Sclerotinia sclerotiorum 1980 UF-70
Lineage: Eukaryota; Fungi; Ascomycota; Leotiomycetes; Helotiales; Sclerotiniaceae
Exons: 3
Coding region: 1-321 (106 amino acids)
Source: RefSeq, a predicted model, not a curated record